AUGAAUCUAAGUCCAAUCGUCGUCCUGACCAUAGCGUCUGUCGUGUACUGUGCAUUCCUUAUGUUUACCAACCAUCUGGCGGACGGCCAAUUUCCUUUCUGUUUCCACCCUGUCAAGUGCGCAGAUUACGAGAAGGAACUGAGCAUGAGCAUAAGCCCCAAGGACGACGCCUGCGACGAUCUCUACGUUCACGUCUGUCGAAACUGGCGUCGUAUGUAUCCUCUCUACGUCGAUCAGUGGAACGUCCUGCAGGUACGCACCUGGCACACCGCCAUGGAGCUACUUCUGAAGCCACGCGACAGCGCUAAAUCUGUGCUGGACAAAACGGCCAUGGGCUUUCAGCGCUGCAUCGAGGUCGUUUCGAAAGAUGCUCACGAGCCGGACGCCAUCAAGGACCUGUUUGCCAAGUACCAUUUCCAGUGGCCAAGUACGCAGCUACAAAAGGAGUUCGAUCUUGCAGACUUCGCAGUAGGGCUACCCUUGGAUUACGGCAUACCGGUCCUGUUCGAGCUCCGCGUGCUUCCGUAUUACCGUACGGAUAAGAAAUAUUCGUUGGCGCUAUCUGCAGCUCCCGGCUUUAUUCGGAGAGACUACCCACCUGGUAGCGAUGUUGGUGAGCUUGACAUAGAUUCCUGCAUCCAAGAAUUCGACAGUGGAUCGUCCAUUUCUGAUGCGGGUACGACCAUCACGACAUUUUGGGAUGCUGUCCAGAUGGCCGAAGACACUGCCAACGUAGAGUUCGCGAUGACCUACAUGAAACUCGCCGACUUUAAGAGCAUCACGCCUACCAUUGCCCCUGCCGAUUGGGUGAAGGCCAUUAACAAGCACCUUCCGAAGAAGGCGCAAGUCUCUGAGAGCGAUGAGGUCUUGGUGGACGCAAAAGCGGUGCCAAUGCUGCGACAGGUUCUUCCUCAAUACAAAAGCAAGCUCGCAGAUAUGAUGCUGGCUGUCGGAUUCAACGUCGUGACGCGCCUCUCUGCAGGGUUUUCUUAUCCCGUUCUGAAGUGCAUGGACGCCAUGUACACCACUCUUUCUACAAUGACCUUAAAACGGUUCAGCGUGUACCAUACCGUACCUUGUCUCGGCCUUAUGGUUAAGCUGGCGCCAUUCGCCGUUGCUCGCGUUAUCUACGACGAAAUUCUAGACAAAAAGUCCGUGGAUGCGACGAAGGAGGUCUUGGCAAAUGUUCGAAAGGCGAUGGCUGCGUCUUUUGAAAACUUCAAGAAUGCAACAGAAGUUACGCGAGCGAAGGAACGCCUUUCUUCACUAAUUGUUGUCGAAGCUAUGUCUUCCCACUUUUCCGACCCGAAAGCUAUUGAAGGCGCGUAUUCAUUUCUGCCUUCGUUUGACAAGACGUUCAUGGUCGAUUACCUCGAAGCUAGUCGCCUCAAGAUGAACAAGGCCAAAGAAUUGCUGACCACUCCAGCCAGUGCUCUUCCAAUAAAGCGGGAGGACAUCGAAGUGGAGCCUAUUAGAGGAGAAAGCGAGUACUUGCUCGGCGCCCACGUGGUCUUCGUGCCGGGCGUCCUCAUGCAAGCUCCUUUUAUCAGCCCCGAUGUCCCUACAGCAGUGGCGUACGGCGGUAUUGGACACGACUUGAGUACAGCCAUAAUGAAGGCCUUUGACCCCGUGAAAAGUGCGGUCACAAGCAAGGUAGAAAAGAAUGAUAUCUAUACGGAGAAUAGCUUAAUGUUGCUUCAAGCUUACCUAGGUUGCCUCAGUUUUCAAAUCAAGCUAAUCGCCGAGCAGCCCUCGAAGCAUAGCUCGUCGCAGGACUUCGCCGACAGCAUGGGGCUCUCAAAAGUGUCACAAGCGUUCUAUGCCCUCAAGAAUAAGGGCGCAGGAAUGUUGGACUAUACGCCCGAGCAGCUUUUCUUCGUCAGUUCAGCUUUCAAACGUUGUGCCAUUGACAGUAUGACGUCGUCCGACGACAGAUAUUCGCCGCCGCAGUUGAGGGCAUCCUUCAGUGCUGUGAACGUGGAGCCGAAAUUCAUAGAGACAUUCAAAUGUUCUGCGACAAUAGGAGCCAUUAGCUGCCGGGACCCUUGGCUUAGCAAGGCUUGA
This is a messenger RNA of Ornithodoros turicata, 2064 nucleotides long. RefSeq names its product endothelin-converting enzyme 1-like. Gene Ontology annotation, molecular function: metalloendopeptidase activity. Lineage: Eukaryota; Metazoa; Arthropoda; Arachnida; Ixodida; Argasidae. Gene Ontology annotation, biological process: protein processing. Gene Ontology annotation, cellular component: plasma membrane. The coding region runs from base 1 to 2064 and encodes 687 amino acids. The record is from RefSeq and is a predicted model, not a curated record. The transcript has a single exon.